Periconia digitata is the source of this 1051-nucleotide messenger RNA. Lineage: Eukaryota; Fungi; Ascomycota; Dothideomycetes; Pleosporales; Periconiaceae. The record is from the annotation of a GenBank genome assembly.
UCUAAGAGGCUUGGAGGUUACAAACAGAGCAAAAGGGACGACACGAAUGAAAAUGGAUUUGCCUACACUAGACUUCUCCAAGUAUCUCCGCGGUACUCCGUCAGAGAAGCAGCAGCUUGGUGAAGCGCUCAUCAAGAGCUUCGUCAAGCACGGGUUUGUAAAAUUGAUCAAUCAUGGUAUUCCAGAAGACAUAGUGCGCCAGUAUCAAGCCUCGACUAAAGAGCUUUUUGAUCUUAGUCUUGAGGCGAAGAGAGAAUUUGAGAACGAAAAGGGCCCGAAACCGCAGCGGGGAUGGAGCAGCAAGGGAGCCGAGGUGACAGCAAAAUUACGGAAGAAAAACAUCCCGGUCGGUUCAAAUGGAGACGAGCUCAAAGACGAAAGAGAGUUCUUCGAUGCAGGUCCCCCCAGUGAUAAGGAGUUUAUCAACAAAUGGCCCAAAGCACACUUGCCGGACUUCCAGCGUACCAUGGAGGGAUGCUAUAAGCGUCUGCAGGCUGCUAGUCUCCAAAUUCUGAAUGCGAUGGAGGUGGGCCUAAAAAUGCCGAAAGAUUCAUUGACAGAGAGGUGCAAUCCGUCAGCAAGUGAAAUACGACUCAACCACUAUCCCGAGGUCGAUAUGAAGCUGCUAAGCGAGGGCAAAGUAAAGCGGACUCAUGCACACACAGACUUCGGCAUCAUCACCCUUCUGUUCCAGGAUAAUGUCGGCGGACUUGAACUCGAAGACCGGUCACGGCCAGACACAUUCGUUCCUGUGGAGCCUCAACGCCCAGAUGAACCUUCAGCACUGGUGGUGAAUAUCAGCGAUACAUUUGAGAGAUGGUCAAAUGGCACUAUUCGCGCCGGAGUCCACCGCGUUGAUGUUCCACCUUCGAUGAAAGGGCUGGCGAACGGGCUGUGUCCACCACGGUAUUCGAGCGUUUUCUUCUUCAAAGCGGCCAGGGAGACUAGUGUGGGCCCACUACCAUCUUUCGUGACUCCUGAUCGUCCCUCUAUUUAUAAAGAGAUGACGGCAUUGGAGUACCAACGACUGAAAACAGAAGUCCUCUAUUGA